AUGUACCGGACGACCUCUCGUAUGUCAGGCCCUGAAGCUCUCGAAGCUCAUGCCGGAACAGAGUACGACCACCCGUAUCGGGAGGUGGGUGACGAAGUCUAUGACCGGCUGUCGAGGAAGAAGAAGAUUGUCAUCUUGGCUGUGAUGUCAUUUUGUGCCUUCUUGUCACCCAUCUCAAGCACAAGUGUGCUAGCAGCAACUCCGGAAGUCGCCCGAGAAUACAACACAACAGGUUCCAUAAUUAAUAUCAGCAAUGCUGGUUACAUGGUCUUCAUGGGUCUCUCACCUGUUGUAUGGGGCCCGAUGAGCCAAGUCUUUGGUAGACGAAUUAUCACCUUGAUCACUGCCAUUGCCUUCUUUUUGCUUAGCCUUGGAACAGCAUUAGCUCCGAAUAUAGCUUUGUUUUUUGUUUUCCGUGCCCUAUCCGCCUUUGAAGGAACAGCCUUCAUACUUAUCGGCGCAGCCUGCUUGGGAGAUAUUUACCGCCCCAUAGAGCGCGGAACCGCGAUAGGUUGGUUCAUGUCCGGUACCCUUUUUGGACCAGCUUUUGGGCCCUUUCUUGGCGGUAUCAUUGUCACAUACUCUUCAUGGAGAACAAUAUUUUGGCUGCAAACGGCCUUGGCUGGUGUGGGGUUUUUGGGAGUCUUCUUCCUUGUCCCCGAGACAAUCCAUCACAAGCGGAUUAACGACCUAAAGGGCUACUCCAGACGUGAGAAAACCAAGGCUCUUCUAGGCAUGAUCAACCCGAUCCGUGUACUUCGAUGGUUCAAACAUUUGAAUCUCUGCCUGGUCGCAGGCGCAAGCUCGACACUCGUCUGGAAUAUGUAUGGCUUACUGACUCCAAUCCGCUAUAUCCUCAAUCCACGUUUCCAUCUUGAGACUCCUCUACUGGCAGGUCUCUUCUACCUAGCUCCUGGUGUUGGUUACAUCGUUGGAACAUUUAUGGGAGGGCGUUGGGCAGAUUGGACUGUCAAACGCUGGAUCCAGAAACGAGGCUCAAGGGUCGCAGAGGAUCGAUUGCGGUCUUCGCUGCCAUUCGUCGGCGGUCUGAUCCCCGCCUGCAUUCUCGUGUAUGGGUGGACGGUAGAGAAACAGGCUGGGGGCAUCGCCGUGCCAGUGGUCAUGAUGUUCAUCCAAGGUGUAGGGCAGUUAUUCUGCUUCCCGUCGCUAAACACCUAUUGCCUAGAUGUGAUGCCAGAUAAAAGCGCCGAGGUGACGGCGGCCAACUUCUUUGUGCGGUACCUAGCAGGAUGUCUGUCGACGGCAGUAGUUCUGCCAAUUGUUCAGGCCAUCGGGGUUGGGUGGUUCUCGACGAUAUCUUCUGGCCUCUUGGUAGUCUCGGCAAUGGGCCUGAUCUGGGCCAUUCAUAGGGGCGACGAAUGGGCUAAGAAGGAAUGUAGGAAAGGAGCCCAAUCGGCCACCACGAAGUCCCAGGUGGAAGUCGAGGAGCGCGGCACAGCCAAGGCCAGUUCACCGAAAGUAGCCCGCAAACAGUAG
Clonostachys rhizophaga is the source of this 1497-nucleotide messenger RNA. The record is from the annotation of a GenBank genome assembly. Lineage: Eukaryota; Fungi; Ascomycota; Sordariomycetes; Hypocreales; Bionectriaceae.